AUGAGGAGUGAAUUGGAGAGUCUUGGAUUGGAAGAUGAUGUGUUUGAAGAUACUGCUCUCGGGAAGGAAAAUACUUGUCGCACUGAAGCAAGUGACCUGUCACCCAUAUCUGAAGAUGAAACUUGUGGUCCCUGUGAAGAAGCGACUGAUCGCCCUUUGAAACUCGAUCAGUCGCCCAUAUCUAGAGAUGACGUAGGUGCUCUCGGUGUCAAAACGACCGGUCACACUGAAGUAAGUGACCAAUCGCCUGUAUCUGAAAAUAAUGACAGUGAUUCUUGUGUGGAUGAGUUCGAUGCAAUACCUCCAUUUGCCCUGCCAGUGCCCCAAUUUACUUUGAAGCAUAAAGUUGAUGGUUCCAUUGACUGUUACAAGGCUAGAUUGGUAGCAAAGGGUUAUACUCAGACCUAUGGAGUGGAUUAUUUGGAGACCCUUGCUCCAGUGGCAAAGCUCAAUACUGUGCGUGUACUAUUGUCCCUAGCUGCUAACCGCGACUGGCCCUUAUUACAAUUCUAUGUCAAAAAUGCAUUUCUAGAUGGUGACCUCAAGGAAGAGAUUUACAUGGAUCUCCCUCCUGGUAUUCCUGUAACCUCUAAGGAGAGUGUUGUGUGUAAGUUGUUGAAGUCUUUAUAUGGAUUGAAGCAGUCUCCAAGAGCGUGGUUUGGGAGCUUUGCAACAUCUAUGAAGAAAUUUGGAGAUGAUCAGGCAAAAAUGCAAAAUCUUCAUAAGUAUCUGGCUUCUGAGUUUGAGAUGAAGUCAUUGGGUGAUUUGAAGUACUUUAUUGGGAUUGAAGUUUCCAGAUCUAAACAUGAGACUGGAAUGUUAGAUUGUAAACCAAUUGAUACCCCUAGUGAACAGAAUCAUAAGUUGGGAUUGUAUCCUGAUCAAGUCCCUACAGAUAAAGAGUGUUAUCAACGACUUGUUGGGAAAUUGAUUUAUUUAUCUCAUACACGUCCUGAUAUUGCAUAUGUAGUGAGUGUAUAUGGUCAUACAGAUGUGGAAGGGUAUACGGAUGCUGAUUGGGUUGGUUCAGUCACUGAUAGACGUUCUACGUCUGGGUAUUUCACAUUUGUUGGUGGUAAUCUUGUUACUUGGAGGAGUAAAAAGCAUAAAGUGGUGUCUAGGUCUAGUGCCAAGGCCGAGUACCGUGGGAUGGCUCAAGGUGUGUGCAAGUUACUAUGGUUGAGAAGAUUGUUGAGAGAUCUUGGGUUUGGACCCCAAAAACCCAUGGAUUUGUAUUGUGAUAAUAAAGCUGCAAUUGCAAUUGCACAUAACCCUGUGCAACAUGAUCGUACAAAGCACGUGGAGGUUGAUUGA
Molecule: messenger RNA, 1314 nt
Organism: Prunus armeniaca (apricot)
Lineage: Eukaryota; Viridiplantae; Streptophyta; Magnoliopsida; Rosales; Rosaceae
Source: the annotation of a GenBank genome assembly